Alligator mississippiensis (American alligator) is the source of this 5283-nucleotide messenger RNA. RefSeq names its product nicotinamide N-methyltransferase-like. The transcript has 3 exons. NCBI's taxonomy places the organism in Eukaryota, Metazoa, Chordata, Crocodylia, Alligatoridae. Gene Ontology annotation, molecular function: N-methyltransferase activity. The record is from RefSeq and is a predicted model, not a curated record. Gene Ontology annotation, cellular component: cytosol. Bases 274 to 723 code for a protein of 149 amino acids.
CACAUCACUCUGUGACCGCUGCAACCUCGGGUUCCCUAAGGAUGGGCCUGGGGUGUCCUCCCCCUCCGGCUCAAAGGGCAAGUGGGGAUAGUUAACAGCCGGCUGCAACCCUAAAGUGACCAUCUGAGGUAUAGACAAGCUACAAGGAGCUUUUCAGUGUCAGGGGCACAAAGAGGUUAAAAGGCUGAGUGCAGAUGGGAUGAUACAAGCCCCAAGAACAGACUCAGGCAAGAAUUGAGCAGAGCCAGGGAAGAGCCAGGGCAGAGCAAACCCAUGGCUGCCUUCACGGGAGGGGAGGUCUACAAGGCAGAGUUCGAGCCCACGGCGUACCUGGAAUACUUCAAGUUUGGAGGAGGCACCUUGGGGGAUGAGUUCCUCACAUUUGUCCUGAAACACUACUGCAAAACCUUCACUUCUGGUGAUGUGAAGGGUGACAUCCUGAUAGAUAUUGGCAGCGGCCCCACCAUUUACCAGCUCCUUUCUGCCUGCGAGAAGUUUAACGAGAUCAUCGUUUCGGACUAUGCGGACCGGAACCGCCAGGAGCUGGAGAAGUGGCUGAAGAAGGAGCCGGGAGCGUUUGACUGGACCCCGGCGGUGAAAUACGUGUGCGAGCUGGAGGGACAGAGGACACCCACAGCCUUUGAAGAUCCCUUUAAAAGCAACUCCGAUGGAAGGGGACAUGGCUUCCCAAGUCAACUGGAGCCAGAGAACAUGCUACGCUAAUGCCCUUUCCAGCCAUCAAAUUAAAUUGGCAUUUCAAAGUACAGGUAGACGUGUCUGUGCUCCAGGACUCGGAUGCAUCAUCGAGCCUGGUUUUGAGCGCUCACUUUUUAUCUCUCUCCUAAAGAAACUCAGUCAGUGACUCCAAAUGUGAGCACUGGGGGGAUGUGGGGGGGGCAUGGUCCCAGGCUGCCAGCUGGGACUUUCCCUCUUUCAGUCAGUGAGAUUUUGCACAACUGAACACAAGUGGCUUACCCCGUGGCACUCCAGUUUACUGACGCAGAAAUGGUGAUUAUACUCAAUGCUUAUAUAGGGAUUACUCCGUUCUCACAUUCCCACUGCAAGAGUAGUUAAUAUUAGCCCUGACUUUGCAAGCAGGGAAGCAGGCAUGGAGGGAUUAAGUCCAACAGCUGUGACAGCUGCCCUUGGUUUGCUGGGCUUCAUCCCUGUGAGCUCCCUUGGACACCAUCUGCUUCCAGUUGAGCCAUCCAGCACCUCGCAAAGCCACAGGGGCAGCCAGAACCACGUGGGCAUGCGUGUGCCCUGGCACCUCAGUCCUAGCUUCAAGGCAGGGUAAUGGGCACCAUGGCCUGAAAUCCAAGGUGGACACAGGCUUGGCGCACCUAAGCCCUACGGCGGUACUUGCACCACCCGACUCAGUGGGUCAGAUGGACCAACAAAGACGCCACUGACCCAGGGAUCUGGUACCCAAGCUAUGCCUGACUUUUUCCCUCAUGAGAGAUGCUCUAAUUGGAGAGUUUGCACAUCCAGAUUAGCUGACAAUUGUCUGGAGACCAUGGUGCACAGAAGAAUGUGCCUUGAGAAUAGUUGGUCUAAUAAAAGACAUCCCAUUUACCCAAAGAACCUUGUCUGCCUACGUCCUUAGACCGACACGGCUACAACCAGCACCCCUGAGAACAGGAGAAGUCUCUAUCCAAGGGAAAACCUCCCUAAAAUGUAUAAAGAAAUCCAUGAAAUGUAUAAAAAAAAUCUAUGAAAUCCCCUGCUGUUCAACCGAGCCAGCAGGAGACCGUCUGCACCACGCUUACAUUUCCAGCCUGAAUAAGAGAAAUAUCCUUGCUGCGAGAUGCAACACAGAACAAAGCAAGGCCCAAACACUGCACACCGUUUAUGUCUCUGGCAAGUCUAAUUGCUGCUGCGGUGCUGUGAUAACAGGCUCUCGUGUGUACAUAUUCUGGGCAUUUUUCUGCUCAUGCAACCACGAGUCCCUGGGCUGGAGUCUGUCCCCACUCGCGGGUCAGUAAGUCCAGAGGGAUGUGGCUGCUACCAGAAACAAAGCAGUGCGACUUCAGACAGGGCUUGGGUAGCAGGGAGAAGGUGCUGGUAAGGCCUGUUUGGAGGCCAAGACCCUCAGAGAUAAGAAAAAUAAAGCAAGGGCUGGAGGUAAGCCAAAGAAAAGAGAACUUAGGAGGAAUAAAGCAGACUUGUUCCUAAACCAAGUGCUUUAAGGGGCUACCCCCCUUCAGCUCCUUCUUUGGGGCAUUCAUAAAUCUAAACAUCAUAGAAGGGGAGAAAGGGCAGUCAGGGGUCCAAUAUCCCACCUAUUCUUCCUUGCCCUGACUGGUUUUUCUGCAACUAAAUGCUGAAUGCGAGUAACAGGGGUGUAGGAUGUAGCCGCAUUCGUCUAAGGACAGAGGCAGACAAGGUUCUUUGGGUGAAUCUGAUAACUUUUAUUUAGACCAACUUAUCUUUUAUUAGACCAACUUAAAUAAUAUAUUUAUCAGAUUCACCCAAAGAAUGUGAUUAACAGCUGUUAAAGCCAGGGCCUGUCCGCCAGAGAGCCGCUCUUCCUACAUCAGCAACGUGCACUUGGACCAAAGAAGCAAAGCUCCAAGACUUCCUUUCAAGAUGAGCACGCACGCAUUCACGCACACUCUGAGAUGGAAACAACCCAAUUUACUCUCUGACAGGCAGAGAGAUAGCACACUCAGCUAAUUACACGGUGAUGGUAAUCAUUACUAUCAACCCAGUGUUGAAGGCAGAUGAAAACUGCUGGUGUCGUUUUUUCUUCGUGGAGCUAUGAUGCUCAGAAAUGUCAAGUCAAACUUUCAUUUUGAAAUACAAUUCCCCAGUUCUUUAAUCUAACGAUAAGCAUUUCUUAUUGCCAGCACUCGGCACUGAACAAAAUACAUUUCUUUUGUAAAAGCUUCUCUUGCUUCUACCUUCUUUUCUCUCUGCAGAGUGAAACCAGACCAUCAGUCUGACAAGCCUCUAUCAAAGGGAUAGUUUUGAAUGCUUAAAUAUUAGGAGGAAAUAGAAGUUGUAUACAACAUAGCCCUUUUUUCCCCAGGAAGGACACAUAACCUUUUUUUUUACCCUGUGCAACAUCUUAUACUGCAGCCAUAACGAUGGCAUUUAGGUGCUUUAAGGUUGACAUAAAGUAGUUUUUGUUUUCAGAAGUGACUCAAUUUGAGGUGUCUCCAUUCUGAAAGUGCCUUGUUAAAGACACAAGGACUGAGAACUCAUGGUAGAGGUGAUAUCUUUUAUUAGACCAGCUCGAUUUUUGCAAAAAACAUUAAAAAUCUCUAUUUGCAAGCUUUCAGGCACAAGCACCCUUCUUCAGGCAUAGGAGAAAAGACUGUAAAAGUUCUCCUGGGUAGAAAUGAAAGUUCAUAUUCAUAGGAAAGUUGAAGGUGUGAUAAAAUCUCCUGUUUGGAACAAUUCAUCUAAAAGACAUGUUAAAGACAUGUGAUGGCUCUGAUUUCCAAUGGGCAGGUGACGCCAUAGUUUCUACACUGUUAAACUCCUUUAAAUGUUUUUGAGGUUGAGCAGCUGGAAGCCAUGCCCCCAAAAUUAUUGGCCAGUUUAAAAAACAUAGAGCUAAUGUACUGAGAUGCAUAUAGCUGCCAGCUAUAAGAGGCAUUUUUCCCUUCCCCUGCCUCACCACGAGAACACUGCACAUAUGCAUUUCCUUAACUGAAUCCUACUGUGCUCUUAGUAUGGAAGAUAAGGGUCAAGCAAGUGCAUUCUGCAUAUUGCACGUAUGCAUUUCCUUGAAUGAGUCCUACUGUGUUCUUAGUAUGGAAGAUAAAGGUCAGGGAAGUGCAUUUUGCAUUUGGACCAGAAGCAAAUAAGCAAUGUGAGGUCUUUGUUCUGGCAGAAACAAGCUGUAAAAACUCUUCCCUGACUAGCUGUGGGUCUGUGCAGCCCAAACUCACAAAAUGCUGUCAGCAAAAUGUUACAUGAUUUAUGUUAGAUGACCUCAUGAUGGUGUAUGUGACCUGCACUGCAUCAAAUGGCACCUUCCCAAUAAUCCUAAUGCAGUGCCCUAAAGAAAGGUACCCAAGCAAUACAGCCCCAUUAGCACAGCAUGCCGCCUGGACUCCUAUAUCCUGCUGCUUGUGUGGCCCAGCUUCCCAACAGGGUAAAUGAGCGUGGGCACUGCAUCACACUAACCUGGUCCUACUACUUCCAGCACCCAGGGUAACUCAUGGGGCAUCUCAACACGGCUUUAUGUUGCACUGUAUAGACAUUCCCUUGAAGAAAAAUCAUCACCUCGAGAGGAACAGGCAGCUUGGAAAUGCGUGGGGUUAAACACAACAGUGACAUCUCUUCUCAACUCCCCCUGAUAGUUAAUUGUUUGACAUCAAACGUGGGCAGUAAUUACUGCCUGAAUGUGCAAGGGGUUUUGCAUGGGAUGGACAUAACCACUCAGAGGGGAAUAAAAGGGAAGAACUAAAUAUGUGUUUUGUCUGCUUACAGAUAAGACUUUAUUCACUCAUGACACUGGCACCCCCUAACCUCAAGCAAAAGGUCUAAUAAAAUUAUUCCCUUAAAGGUUUGUAGUAUUUUUCAUUGCUUGGCCGUGGUGAAUCCAGCCUCACGGACCCAACAUCACCACAGAGGGGUGAACCGAGGCCCAGAGACAUGAACAUCACACAGCACCUGCUAGGCCCCAGCUCUAGUCCUUGGGAAAUAAUCUUAGAUCCAUUUACAGUGGCCUGCACACAGUUAAUUUGACAUGUAGCCCUUAUUAGCCCAGAUCUCCUUCAGAAAAGAUUGGAGUUUAUGCCAAUGCCAUAGUGAGAAUACAUAAGCAGAAGGACAUUUCAGAAGGUCAGCGUAAUUGGGAUGAACAGUGGAGGCUGGGGAGAUGCUGUUGGGAUGGUUAUCAUGUUUCUCAUCCCUGAUGUGUCAUCAGGUGGAGCAAUAAUAUCUGUGCAAACUUCCAAAGCCUCAGAUGCAAUCAGGCCUCUAAAUCAUUAAGUCAAACCUUAAUGACAUUUCUGUGGCUUGAUAAAAACAGCGCUGGAAAGUACAGAUGCUGCAAUACACUUCAUCAAAGAAAUUAAAAGCAUCCCAGGGACCCUGGUAGAAGAUGUAUGCCCCACACGUGAUAUUUUGCACCCAGGAGAAGUAUCAUCUUUUGAGCAGACCUCCCUAGAAAACUGGUCUCUUCGCAUCAUGCUCCGUGACCUCUGUGCAAACAAGCGCGGUUUCAUCGGUGGCUUGGGACGUUUAUGGCAUAUGAAUUUGCUUUGAUCUAAUCCUGUACGUGCUAUAUUCUUUGUUGCCAGUUUAUAAAGAAGACUGUUUAAUUUC